Molecule: messenger RNA, 693 nt
Organism: Didymodactylos carnosus
Lineage: Eukaryota; Metazoa; Rotifera; Eurotatoria; Philodinida; Philodinidae
Source: the annotation of a GenBank genome assembly
AUGAAUUCUUCUUUAGGCAUACCUGUCUCGCCAUUUUUUAAAUUUCCAUCGAUAAUGAUCAAACACAAAGCUAUUGAAGGUGGUAUGGGAAUCCAUAUUUAUCGAAAUUUUGCUAUUGAGGAAAAUCCGGGUGAUUGGAUUCUGCAAGAAGUAUUUGAAAACUCAGCAUUUGUUAAACAACUUAUACCCGAAAAUGCUCCAUUGUCAACAAUUCGUGUAAUAACAGCAUCAUCUGCGGAUAAAACGAAUUCAAUUAAAGCUUUAACUGCCGUAUUUCGAGCAGGACGUCCGAAUGAAUCAACAGAUCAUAAUGCAAUAUUUUUCAAUAUUGAUAUGAAAAGUGGACUUUUAUCGUCAGGUACGACAACCAAACAUUGGAAUAAAUUAGGGCUGUUGAAUUUUUGUCACAUUGAUAAAACAAUGUGGAACGUAUAUCGGACUCAUCCAGAUAGUGGAGUUCAGAUUGAAGGAGUAAAAUGGCCGAAUCUCAGUGAACUAAUCAAAAUUGUUUGUGAUGCACAUGAAAAAAUGUGUGCAGAUGUGCCUCUAAUUGGGUGGGAUGUGGCUCUCACUUCAAAAGGUAUUAUGCUAUUAGAACUGAAUAUAUCAUGUAAUUUUUUCAAUGGAAAACUUGAUAGAAGGCACUAUACCAAUUUUUGUUACGAUUGGUUUCGUGUGCUAGAUUCAUCAUAA